UGAUUUGAGGCUGACGUAACUGAAUACAUUGGCAUAAAAAUAUGUACUUGUGGCGUUUAGUGGUUUAUACUAUGCGCCUCCAGUUUCAAUUUUUGAGUUGCUCUAUUUCAGGCUUUUGUUAUUUUUGACUGUUUUCUAUUGCUUGCCUUCUCAAAUUUAAGCCCAUUCACGCGCUUGUUUGGUGGUUGGCCAACCUUUAAGCCUCUUCCAGUUUUCAACAGUCGCAACUCUGCAUGCUUUCGUUGUUGUCAAUGUACCUUUUGGCUGGAUACGCAGCGCUAAAAGGGACUGGUCAGCUGAAACCAUUAUUGCAACUAAAGUAUAUUUGGAAGCGUUCCGAAAGUAAAAGAAUCGAACGCAAAGAAAAAGAUAUUGGAUUCGCGUAAAUAUUAAGUGUGCAUAAUGAGCAGCGGGAAAUACCUCAUAGUUGGGUCAUUCCCGCCUUUUUACCUUCCGAUAUGUAGCAUUUAGUUUACAGAUACUGUAUGAACAAUUGGUAAUCAUAGAAUACCUAUUGGCUUGUGUACCUCUUUCUAGCGCGUCUCAAAAUUACCACAACUGUUAAAUCGCUGAGACAACUUAUGCCACUGAAUAUUCCUCCGUUAUCAUAAGUGAUUAUUAUGGCAUCGCUUCAACAACUUGAAGGAUGAAAUUUGUCAAACAUUGCUAGACUUAACAAAACUCAUGUUUGUAAUUGUCUUGAAUAAACCGCUUCUGCAAAAACUUGUGAAUCGAAGAUAAAAAUGGUAAAAUGAAUUUUGGCUGCCUAUAAGUUUAUUAUGUUAAAGUAUAUUUUAUGGUUUACGAGGUUUCACCAUUACCGAGUCUUCAGUUUAUUGUAUACUCAAUCUAAUCAUCGAGUUGUACCAACAUUUACCAAAACUUUAUCUUUUACCAUACCAUUUGCUUGGUGGCCAUUUGAAUUAUGGAAAAAGAAAGAUGUACACGAACAAUGUCGACAGCUAUUCAGUGAUUCCUUGUUUCUUAUAGCUACGGGUCAAUUCAAUGCAGCGAAUGAUAAACUACAUGAACUAUUAUACUUUAUCAAUCAAUCCUAUCAAAAUAAGGAGUUCACCGAUCUUGAAUACGUCAAUAAACGUGCACGAAUAUGUUCUGAAAUGGCCAAUCUAAAUCUACUCAUGGGUAAUCAUUCAAAUGCAGAAAAAUUAAUUAAACAGACAAUGCAAGAUUGUUUAACAGCUCAAAUAUCACCAAACGAUGCAAUGUUUAUUGAACUAUCGCUUAAAAUGUCUAUGCUUUUUGAAAAGUCUGGUAGAUUAGACGAUGCUGAGACUGGUUUUCGAUUUUGUAUAGAAAACCAAGAGAAAAAGUUGACAAAUAAGGAUGAAAACAUGGAUUAUAUGAAUGAGAAAGCUUUACUAGCGAUGUGUUGUAAUUAUUUUGCCAAAUUUCUCUAUGCAAAUCAACGACAAACCGAAGCUUUAGUUUAUGCUCAACGAGCUUAUGAUGUAGCCAGUCAAAUUUAUCCUUUAGAUCAUCCGAAUUGUUUAAAUUUAUUAAUUGAUAUCAGUGCUAUUCAAGCGGAUCUAAAUAGAUUUGUAGAAUCUCAACGUAUUCUUGAACAAGUUAUUCAAACAAGUCAAACCAAGUAUCAAUCAAUCAUUGAUAAAUACUCCAAUGAUAAUGAACUGCAGUCUGACUUAUCAAAACAACAUGAAAUACAUGAAGUUGUAUCUACACUAAUCCAUUCAUUGAUACAAUUAGCCAUUGUUAAUUUAAUGCUGAAAAAACCAGAAUCUGUAAAUCAGUCAUUAUUACUACAAGCUAAUGACAUUGUCAAUCAAAUUGACCAGUUAGGUUUGAAAAUUGCUGUGUAUCGUGAACAAAUUAAUGAUUUCAAAAUGAAGCAUCAUUUACCAGUCUAGAAAUAUGUUCAUUUUUAUUUCUUGAGUUGAGUUGUUUGCUAUGAAGAUUUUCCAUAUGACAAUGUAUUUUAAAGUGGUUUAUAUUUGUAAAUGAUUAGAAUUGUUAAUGUAUUUCAGUGACGUAACAAGGUUACUCUUCUUCAAUGUUCACAAUAAUUGUAGCCAACUUUUCUCUUUAGUCCUCCUACCUCAUUACUACUAUGCGUUGUCAAUAGAUACCUUUUAAAAUGCUGUUCUUAGUUAUACAACUUGAAUUUUUUUUACUGUUUCCAGUCCAAAACUCUUCUCUUCUAUGACCUUUGCUUUUUUUUCUCAUUUCGUUACUUCAUAUUUUACUAGACCAUCCCUAACAGAGAUGAUAUUUUCAGACAAGUUGUACAAUAAUAUUGUCUUUUGUAGAU
This is a messenger RNA of Schistosoma turkestanicum, 2287 nucleotides long. Lineage: Eukaryota; Metazoa; Platyhelminthes; Trematoda; Strigeidida; Schistosomatidae. The record is from the annotation of a GenBank genome assembly.